Messenger RNA from Onychostoma macrolepis, 2510 nucleotides. It is a transcript of the gene kcnk1a, whose product is annotated as potassium channel, subfamily K, member 1a. The record is from RefSeq and is a predicted model, not a curated record. Gene Ontology annotation, molecular function: potassium ion leak channel activity. Lineage: Eukaryota; Metazoa; Chordata; Actinopteri; Cypriniformes; Cyprinidae. Gene Ontology annotation, biological process: potassium ion transmembrane transport; stabilization of membrane potential. The transcript is spliced from 3 exons. Bases 164 to 1180 code for a protein of 338 amino acids. Gene Ontology annotation, cellular component: membrane.
GCUUCUCCUGAUCAUCAGUCACAUCAGCUCCACAAUACCGGCAGGGGACAAGCAGGAAAUUAUAAUCAAAACACAGCUGUAAGAGUGUUUGCUCCCUUUUAUUUGUUAGAAACAAGUGUAUUCCUGUAAUACCACUGCCUGUAUUAAUUCUCCCGCGGAGACAAUGCUUCAGUGUCUGUCUGGAAGUUCGUGUGUGCGUGUCGUAGAAGGUUACAAGUCUACGUGGUAUUUCUUGGUCUUGGUUUCGGCGUAUUUGUUAUAUCUGAUAUUCGGGGCUUUGGUGUUUUCCGCGGUGGAGCUGCCGUAUGAAGAGCAGCUUCGGCAAGAGCUUCGGACCGUGAAGCAGCAGUUUCUAAAUGAUAACGAAUGUCUGUCCGAAGAAAGACUGGAGGAGUUUCUCACCAGAGCUUUAGAGGCGAGUAAUUACGGUGUGUCGGUUCUCAAUAAUGCUACUACUAACUGGAACUGGGAUUUCACAUCAGCCCUCUUCUUCGCCAGCACUGUGCUGUCCACGACAGGAUAUGGCCACACCGUUCCUCUCUCAGAUGGCGGUAAGGCCUUCUGCAUCAUUUACUCAGUGGUGGGAAUCCCGUUCACCCUGCUGUUCCUGACUGCGGUGGUCCAGAGGAUCAUGGAGUUCAGUACCCGCAGGCCCGUGGAGUACCUGCACCGGCGCUGGGGCAUGUCCAAACCUCUGCUGGCCGCCCUGCACGCCUCCCUGCUGGCCAUUAUAACCGUCUCCUGCUUCUUCCUCAUACCUGCCAUCAUCUUUUCAGUACUGGAAGAGGACUGGAAUUUCCUGGAGUCCUUCUAUUUCUGCUUCAUCUCUCUUAGUACUAUUGGCUUAGGAGACUAUGUACCAGGAGAGGGCUACCAUCAGAGGUUCAGAGAACUCUAUAAAUUGGGCAUUACAUUCUACCUGAUAUUGGGCUUGAUCGCGAUGCUGGUGGUUCUGGAAACCUUCUGUGAACUUCAGCAGCUGAAGAAGCUCAGAAAGAUGUUCUACCUGAGGAAACAAAAAACAGAGGACCAGCUAAACAUUGUGGAUCAUGAUCACCUCUCAUUCGCCUCUGUAUCCGACCAGGCAUCCUCAUUUAGAGAGGAUAAAACUGAUAUUUUUCCUGAUGACAUAGUCUCUGCCUCACCUACUACUACCUCCAAUGGAACAAUGGACCGAUGAUGCAUCCUAAAAUUCUGUGUCUAGAAACCUGACACGUUAAUGUUUCUGAAACAUCUCCGCUAAGAGCAUAAAUAUAUUGUAAUUUGUUAGUGUACUCUGCUGUCAAGUUAACUGAAACCUUCCAUAGAUACGAAUACUUGAAACACAGGCUGAAGGUAAUUUAUUGUGUAAAAGGAUUGUAUGAACUUGUAGAAUACAUAAUAUCAUAGGACAUCAUGGUUCAUGCUGCUGCUGAACGGAAAAACAUUUUGUGACCAGGGUUUUGUGCUUGUUUGUGUGUGUAUGUAAAAGAUAAAUCCAUCCAUGACUUCUGAAUAUAAAUAGUCAACUGGUAAGUGGUCAUAGACUAGCAUUACAUACUUCAUAUGCUGUUCUUGUUAGGUGACAUAAAGGGAUCCAUAUCCUGUAUUAUAAUUUUACAGAUGUAUUAAUGGAAUUAUUAUGUUUUCAGGUUACUAAGUUUGUAGAUAUUGUUUUAAGGCUGGAAAACACUGCAUGACUUUUUUGUAAAAAUUUUUGCCCUGAUUUGCAAUCUGGAGAAGUCAACACUAUCAGUCUACUGAUUUUAGGCAGUCAGAGUUGACAGAUUUCACAAAAAAUUGUAUAGUGUAUGAUGGGCACAGACUCUAUUUUUUUUUUUUGCUUCAGAUUAAGAUUCUAUCCAGUCUGAGAAUAUGAAAUGAAAACAUGUUGCUUUCAUUUGUCAGCAAUAAGGGGCAACUGGAAAAACAGUAGUUGUAUAGUAUAUUCCAGCCUUAACUCUAUUCAAAGUCUGCAAAUGUACAAUGCCGGUGUUUAGCAAUCUAAAGAUUUAAAAAAAAAAAAAAAAUUCAUGUAGUUUAUUCCACACUUUAGUCUUUUUUUUUUUCCUUAGAUUUUUAGAAUAGACAGGGGCAGGUCCCUGAUGACAUUCCUAGUGACACAUUCUGUAAUUCACUCGUAAAGGGAAAUUAAAAUAUGUAUAUUUUUAGUAGAGGCAUCAGACAAUCAAAAUUCUGUAUAUUUAAUUUCUUUACGUUUACAGAUUUAUUCAUGUUGGCUUUUUUGCAGUUGCAUUAGGCACUGUCCACCACCUAAAGGUGCUGUUGUGCAUUGAGUGCCAUUACUGCUGUAUUGUAAGCCGAGAACAUGAGUCACAUCAGUGCAUCAGUACAUUCUUAUGAGUGACUGGGUAUAUUGCGGAAGGAAAUGUUAUUUUGUCAUUCAUUUGUAGUUUUCAUGUUUAUAUUUUCAUUUUAUUGCACAUGCCUAAAGAUACUGAAUGUUGUGCAUUUAUUGUAUGUUUUGAGUCGCACUUUAACAAAACAGAAUAAACUGGAGAUUUUGGUUA